CUGGGAAUCUGUCAACUGGCAUUUGGAAGCUUGCUCUCUGGCCCUCCACCAUGCAGGUCUCCUCUGCCUUGCUGUGCCUGCUGCUCAUAGCAGCUGACCUCAGCACCCACGUGUUGGCUCAACCAGAUGCACUUAACAUCCCAGUCACCUGCUGCUACACAGUCACCAACAAGAAGAUCCCAGGGAAGAGGCUGAAAAGUUACAGUGUGGCCAGCAGCAAGUGCUCCAAGAAGGCCGUGAUCUUCCUCACUGUGCUGGAUAAGGAGAUCUGUGCUGACCCCACACAGAAGUGGGUCCAGGAGCAAAUUGCCAGGCUGGACCAGAAAAAUCAGCUUAACCGGAAUCCAACUGGACCACAAAACCCAAAGAGACCAGACAGUGUGCCCACUAUAGGCACCCCAGCAUCUUUGAACACUAACUUUACAACCCAAGAAACUGCACCUAGCUCACCAAGCACUAGCUUCCCUUCAGUAACCUCAAGCCCUACUACGCAAGUAACCAGGAGGACAGUAAACUAGGCUGACGUAAAAUGUGACGCCUGAAGUAAUAUUAACCUUAUUUAACUUAUUAGUGUUUUAACUUUAUCUUCAGUGAAUGCUAGCGUGUUUGAGAUACAGAGACUUAACUCAUUGCUUUCCUUAUGUGAGCCUUAAUUCUAUACUUGGAAUGUUGUAUGUGAAACCUUUGUAUUUUAAGUUCCAAGGAAUUGCCUUAAAUAUUAUUA
This is a messenger RNA of Jaculus jaculus (lesser Egyptian jerboa), 724 nucleotides long. Its product is annotated as C-C motif chemokine 2-like. The record is from RefSeq and is a predicted model, not a curated record. The coding region runs from base 51 to 518 and encodes 155 amino acids. NCBI's taxonomy places the organism in Eukaryota, Metazoa, Chordata, Mammalia, Rodentia, Dipodidae. The transcript has 3 exons. Gene Ontology annotation, biological process: positive regulation of GTPase activity; positive regulation of ERK1 and ERK2 cascade; inflammatory response. Gene Ontology annotation, molecular function: chemokine activity; CCR chemokine receptor binding. Gene Ontology annotation, cellular component: extracellular region.